CCCCUUUCUUCUCUCCUUCUCCUUCUGUUCAUCAACCAUAGCCGAAGAUUAUCAGCCCACUCUCAACUUUCAGCACUGCAGAACACUCAAAUCUCCCCCUCCACCAUAUACCCAAAACCCUUCGGUUUCCUCGCAAGGAAUUCUAUAUUGGUUGAAUAAAUCAUACUCCGUGUUUCCAUCCAGUCUUUGCGAAGACAAUUUUCCAAUUCCUCCCAUUCCCGCAGCUAUUCUCGCUCCGCCGGAGAUUUCUCCCGGACAAUUGGGAUACGGCGGUUCUGCCGCCUCACAGUGUAACAGUCGGUUAUGGGGUGUCCCCUGUCAAGGAAUAUUGUAGCCGAGCUCAGAGUUUCCGGCUAUUCCCCAUCGGGUUAAUAACGAAGGUCUUGUGAGAUAAAAUGGAUUUUCGAAAGGGCAUUCCACCUCGUGAUUCCCCUGCUGGGAAUAUGAAAUCAUUAGGGUUCUCCAGUAAGGCAAAAGAGAAAUCUCAUUCUUUGGAACUAACUGAGGCUGGUAUUGAUAUUGACAUGGGAGAGGUCUAUUUUUUAAUUAUGCAUUUCCUAUCAAUGGGACCUUGCCACAAAACUUAUGGACAGUUUUGGAAUGAACUUCUGGAGAAUCAACUUUUACCCCGAAGAUAUCAUUCAUGGUAUUCAAGGAGUGGGAAACAAAGCGGGGAUGAAAAUGAUGAUGGCAUGUCUUUUCCAUUAAGUUACAGUAAGCUUGUGGAAAGGUAUCCACAUGUUGAAAAGGAUCACUUAGUGAAGCUUUUGAAGCAACUGCUGUUGAGUGCAUCAGUUCCUUCAUGUGAUGCAAUUGGUGGAAACACUAUAAAUGCUGCAACUGUUCCAACCCUCUUAGGAACUAAUUCCUUUUCACUGCUGAGUAGUGAUCAGAAUAAGAGGGACGAUGAUGUGGUACACCCUCCAACUCACCUUCGUUGGCCACACAUGCAAGCAGAUCAAGUGCGUGGACUAAGUUUGAGAGAGAUUGGUGGUGGCUUUGCUAGACAUCACCGUGCACCAUCUAAUCGUGCUGCAUGUUAUGCCAUUGCAAAACCAUCUACAAUGGUGCAGAAGAUGGAAAAUAUUAAGAAAGUCAGAGGGCAUCGCAAUGCUGUUUAUUGUGCUAUAUUUGAUCGGUCUGGGAGAUAUGUCAUCACUGGUUCAGAUGAUCGUCUUGUCAAAAUAUGGUCGAUGGAAACUGCAUAUUGCUUAGCCAGCUGCCGAGGGCAUGAAGGUGAUAUUACAGAUCUGGCUGUCAAUUUCAACAACACUUUGGUGGCAUCUGCUUCAAAUGACUAUAUCAUCCGAGUUUGGCGCUUACCUGAUGGGUUGCCAAUUUCUGUAUUGCGUGGGCAUUCAGCUGCAGUGACUGCUAUUGCAUUUAGUCCAAGACAUGGUUCUGUUUAUCAGCUCCUAUCGUCAUCUGAUGAUGGAACAUGCCGAAUUUGGGAUGCUAGGCAUUCCCAAUAUAGCCCACGGCUGUAUGUUCCAAAACCACCAGAAUCAGUUGCCGGAUCAAGCACUCUUGUACAAAGCCACCAGAUCUUCUGCUGUGCAUUCAAUGCUAGUGGAACCUUUUUUGUUACCGGCAGUUCAGACUCUCUUGCACGGGUUUGGAAUGCUUGUAAACCCAAUGCAGAUGACUCAGAAAAGCCUAAUUAUGAGACAGAUGUUUUAGCUGGGCAUGAAAAUGAUGUAAAUUAUGUGCAAUUCAGUGGUGCUUGUGUGACAUCGAAGUAUUUUCUCUCGGAUUCUUCAAAGGAAGAAACUAUUCCAAAAUUCAAAAACUCAUGGUUUACUCAUGACAACAUUGUCACAUGCUCUCGUGAUGGCAGUGCAAUUAUAUGGAUACCCCGACCGCGUAGAUCGCAUGGAAAGAGUGGACGCUGGCAGAAAGCAUAUCAUCUGAAAGUCCCACCACCACCAAUGCCGCCACAACCUCCUCGAGGAGGUCCACGCCAAAGAACACUUCCAACUCCUCGCGGGGUUAACAUGAUUGUGUGGAGCCUGGAUAACCGUUUUGUUCUGGCUGCUAUAAUGGACUGCAGAAUAUGUGUCUGGAAUGCAGUUGAUGGAAGCUUAGUCCAUUCUUUGACGGGUCAUACUGCAUCUGCCUAUGUUCUAGAUGUUCAUCCUUUCAAUCCUCGAAUCGCAAUGAGUGCUGGAUAUGAUGGGAAAACUAUUGUGUGGGAUAUUUGGGAAGGUGCACCCAUUCGGAGCUACGAAAUGGGAAGAUUCAAGCUUGUUGAUGGGAAGUUUUCCCCUGAUGGGACAUCAAUUAUACUUUCUGAUGAUGUUGGUCAAUUAUAUAUUUUGAGCACGGGUGAAGGAGAAUCCCAGAAAGAUGCCAAAUAUGACCAGUUCUUCCUUGGUGAUUAUCGCCCACUUGUUCAAGAUGCCAUUGGAAAUGUCCUAGAUCAGGAAACUCAACUUUCUCCAUAUCGGAGGAACAUGCAAGAUCUCCUCUGUGAUUCAGUCAUGAUCCCAUAUCCUGAUCCUUAUCAGAGCAUGUACCAAAAGAGGAGGUUAGGAGCCAUGGGUAUUGAAUGGCGCCCACCAUCUUUCAGAUUUGCAGUCGGUCCUGAUUUUUGCCUAGACCCAGAUUUCCAAAUGCUUCCCAUCGCGGACUUAGAAAUGAUGAUUGAACCACUCCCUGGGAUUGUGGAGGCAAUGGAUUGGGAGCCUGUAGUUGAGAAUAUAAGUGAGGAUGCAGAUUCAGAGUAUAAUAUUACUGAGGACUGCUUUACUUCUGGAGGGGAGCAAAGGAGUUCUAGUUCCAAUGCUUCAGAUGACUCGGCAAGCAGUGAAGGAAACAGUGAGGAAGAUGCCCAGCGAGACAUCCUUCGUAGAUCAAAACGGAAAAAACACAAAGGGGAAGUUGAGAUCAUGACUUCUUUUGGAAGGCGUGUGAAGAGGAAGAACUUGGAUGACUAUGAUGGCAGUUCGCAUAGGAACAACAACCAUGUCAGAAAAUCAAGAAAUGGCCGGAAAACUUCAAAGAAGUCUUCAAAAUCUUCUAGGAGACCAAGGAGAGCUGCAGCACGUAAUGCCCUACAUUUGUUUUCUCGAAUUACAGGGGCAUCCGUGGAUGAUGGAGAAGAUGAGAACUUUUCUGAAGACGGUUCAUCAGAAAGUAAGUCUACAUUACAGGACUCGCACACCGAAAGUGAUGAGUCGGAUGUAUCCUUGCACGAUGAACAUUAUCACCUGCAUUCAAAGGGGAAAGAAAUAUGCGUGGAUCAGUCUGAGGAUAUAGGUAAAUAUCAACUGAAUGAUGGAUUCAGAAAGAAAUUGGUUCUCAGGUUGCCAAACCGUGACUCAAGUAGGAUUGCACCCACUCAAAGUGCCAUGUUGGAGCCGGGUGGUCCAUCAUUUACAAGUGUUCAAGAGGCCAACAAUGCAAAUGACUGUAAAACGCAGGCUAACUUACCCAGAGUUACAGAUAAUGAUGUAACAGGAAAAAGUGAGACGGGGCCACCAAUGUGGUCACAUCAUUCAUAUCUCCUUGAUGGAUGUGAUGGUGGGACCAUGAGAUGGGGAGGAGUUAGAUCUCGUACAUACAAACAUUCAAGGACAGGAGAUCUGCCACCAUCUGGUUCAUAUGCUGGAGCAAGCUCAAAUCUCAGUGGACGUGCUCCGGAAGAAAAUCUAAUUAAUGAGAAUUCCACAAUGGAAAAAGAGAGUGAAAGUAUUUUUCCUUUGCUUCAAACUGGGAUACCUGAAAUUGCUGAAGGGCACGCAGAAGAGUGCAAGACUUCGGAAAAAUUGCCAAUAUGCUCUCAUGAAUUGGCUGAUGAUGAGACAGUGCCUUCUCCAUAUGCUAAUAAUGGUACUGGCGAUCAUCAUUCAGUCAAUGAAAGAGUUCCAGUCACACCAACUAGGUUGAAGAUAAGGUCAAAGCCUGAUGUCUCUAAUGGCCUUGGAGUUAAUAAUAAAAUGGGCAAAGACUCUGCAUUAGAUAAUUGUAGGCCGAGUACAUCUGGUGUUUCUGAAGAGAGCGGGAAGAUUUUAAGUUCAGCCGUACUGUGUAAUGAUAAACAGGUGGGGCUGGGCAAUUAUUGCGGAGCUACUAGAAAUGCUAUUCUGGAGGAUUCAAAGCAGUUGCAAUCAGAGGAUAGGAUGUUCAGUGCUGUCUAUAGGAGGUCAAGAUUUGGCAGGGGUAGUAGAAGUAGUAACCUUGGAUGUACUGUUGGAAGCAUGGAAGCCAGUACAUCAACAGCAAGAUCUAACAGGCCAAGGUCUUCAAACGGUGUUAUAAAUCUGAGAUUUAGGAAACCCCACGAUUACUCAUUACCCCCAUCAACAGGUUCAGGUAAUUUUAGAGCUGAUGAUGAAAGACUUGAUGAAUUGCAGUGCAAUAAUUCAAAAGCUGUUGUUGGAAUGAGAUCUACGAGGAUAAGGAGAAGCAGUUUUUACUUCCGUGAAUCUAGUCCACCCCCAGAUAGAAAGAAGUCAAAUCCAUCAGCAAAAAGGUCGUGGUUAAUGCUAGUAGCACAAGAGGAGCACCGAUACAUCCCUCAGCAAGGGGAUGAAGUUGUGUAUUUUAGACAGGGCCAUGAGGAGUACAUAAAUGAAUGUGACCUGAGAGAUUUGGGCCCUUGGGAAACAAUCACUGGCAGUAUAAGUGCGGUUGAAUUUUGCAGGGUUGAUGAACUUGUGUAUGCUUCCCGUCCAGGUUCAGGAGAAAGUUGCUCUAAAAUGAAACUUAAAUUUAUUGAUCCUAAAUCAGGGGUGGCAGGCAAAGUGUUUCAGUUAACACUACCUGAAGUGACUGGUUUCCCUGACUUUCUUGUCGAGAGAAGUAAAUAUGAUGUGGCUAUAGAGAGGAACUGGACUUCAAGGGACAAAUGCCGUGUCUGGUGGAAAAACGAGGGUGAAGAGGAUGGCGAUUGGUGGGAAGGUAGAAUUGUUAAUGUCCAACCUAAAUCCAUUGAGUAUCCGGAUAGUCCCUGGGAAAGGUACAUUGUCAGAUACAAGAAGGGGGAUCCCUCAGAACAACACCGGCAUAGUCCUUGGGAACUGUUUGACUCUGAUACUGAGCGGAAACAGCCUCAGAUAGAUGAGAAAAUCAGAGCCAGGCUGCUGGAUGCCAUGGACAAACUGGAACGGUCUGGAAACAAAGUUCAGGACUAUUAUGGGGUACAGAAAUUGAAACAAGUUUCACACAGGUCACAAUUCAUUAACAGGUUUCCGGUGCCAUUGUCUCUUGACAUUAUCCACUCCCGACUGAAGAACAAUUACUACAGACGCGUAGAGGCAGUGAAACAUGACAUAGAGGUGAUGCUGUCAAAUGCUGAAUCUUACUUUGGAAGAAGCGUCGAACUCUGCAAGAAAAUCAAACAACUCUCUAACUUCCUCCAUAAAACACUCUCAUCUUUGUAGCCUGCCCUGCUGCCGCCGCCGCCUUGUGGAUACCAGUACAAUUUUGUAGGAAAGCCUAUACUAGCAAAAGAUCUCGUCUUGUUCAUCAUAUAAACUUGAGAGCAAAGAAAAAAAAGGAAAAGUGGGAGGAGGGAAGGAAAGAUAAAAGAAUUUGUCUCUUUCUUCUUUUACUAGGGUUAGCAGAUUUUUCUAACCUUUCAGAUGGUUUGUUUCUGGAUUUGGAGAUGCACAGAUUAGAGGGGGGGUAGAAUGGAUCUGGAAAAAAAAACAAGUCCAUCAAUUAGUUCAUUUGUAUAGUGUAGGAGACUGGAAAAGAAAAUGUCAAUUGAUUG
Cuscuta campestris is the source of this 5716-nucleotide messenger RNA. The record is from the annotation of a GenBank genome assembly. Lineage: Eukaryota; Viridiplantae; Streptophyta; Magnoliopsida; Solanales; Convolvulaceae.